CUCAUCACUAGCAGCGUGCAUCGUUUUCCCUCGAAAUGGGUGCUAGAGUUCUAUGUUUGAUUUUAUUGUAUUUUGCGACCAACCGAGGCGAAAAUGCAGCGAGGAUUAACCACCCUCGGGUCUUGCUGCCUGUCUUUGAAGAGAAGGCAAUCAACUUUACCUUGGAAGUUGACGAGACUAACUGCUAUAAAUGGACGUCUUCGCGCCAGGACCUGAUUUCUGUGAUGCCGGUUUAUCAUGGCUUUAGCGAGUGUGCAUCACAGGCAGUGAUAACAGUCCGCACCCACGACCGGCGCCGGAACACUGCAAUUAUCUUCGCCGAAGAGGUUCAGACGGGAGAGACGCUGCGUUCUGAAGUAAUUGUGGACGCGAUUGCCAGACUGAACGUGCGCACAGCUACUCGGCAGUUGUACCUGGAGGAAGCACCCGCUAUGUUCGAGGUGCAUGCCUUUGACGAUCAAGGCAACGAGUUUUUCACACUGGAAGGCAUUGAGUUUGACUGGAAAAUUUCGGAAUCUAGUACUAACAAACCCGCCGCAAUGCGCUACUUAUCCUUCACAAACAGUCCUUACCACACUGUGCCACCUGCCUUGAAGGACUUUGAGGCUAAAGGCACCAAGGGCUACAUGGUCUUGUUGGAAGGGAUCAAUACGGGCACCGCCAAGGUAACCAUUGGCAUGCCCCAAUCGGAGUACAGCCACGUGCAGCCCAUCGAGGUCCAGAUCAGCGUGUUGGCCAACAUUAUUAUAGAACCAUCUGAGGCGACCAUCAUGGCAGGUGAUUCAGUUACUUUCCGAAUCUUGCAACUGAAAAUGGACCGACUGCACGCAAUCGACAGCAAACAGUACUACUUGGAGGUAGAGAAUGCUAAGGUGGCGUACUUGGAUGGCAACAGUGCCACGGGAUCGGCGAUGGGCCGCACCCAAGUCUUCUUGCGAGAUCGCAACAUGGCAAAUACAGACCAAGCUACCAAAGCUCCCAGUGCUCUACUGACUGUCGCUGAACCACAUAGAUUGGGAAUCAGUCUACUUCCCCACCUUAAUUGGGUCACUGUGCAAGGAGAGCAUCACGACAUAGCCUUGGACUUGUUUGCCGCUGACGGACAGAAGAUAACGCUGGGCACUCGCUACUCUAUCAGUUCCGAACUAGAUGAGUCCCUGUUCUCCAUCACACUGCGUACGCGCAAUGGAAGCCGCCUUUCCGGACUGGCCAAGAAGGAGGGUGUCACCCAGGUGUAUGGUUCAUACAAGGACCUAACUGUGCAAGCCGAGCUUCAGAUCUUUAAGGAACUCCAGCUAAGGCCAUCUAAUGCAGUGCUGCCUUACGAUCCUAAUGGCGUAAAGCCCAUAAGCCUACAGUUCCACGCUACUGGAGGCGACAGCAAUUACGUGUGGUUCUCCGGUCACCCGCAGGUGCUGCAUAUCGAUGGUCAGGGCUUGGCCACUACUGACAUCCGUGACGUACGCCCUCUCUUCGGGUCGCAGGAGCUGUUCGAGGAUGGUAAUACUAUGGCCGCCCAUACCACAGUCAAAGUGGCCCUGGCUAAGAACCCAAAGAUAUCUCGCCUGGCAAAAGUCUUCUUCCUGCCCCCCAAACGGCUCCAGAUAAAGCGCUACAACUUUGAGACCUCUCUUAAGGACUAUGUUUACCUCCACGUGGCAGUUUUUGCGCGGGUGAACAACUCCGACGUGCCGUACACGAGCUGCGACAACCUUAACUUCCAGCUGGACUUCAGCCACCAUAUUCUGCAGCAAGAGAGUAACGGGGACCACGUAGAGCCCGUCCAAGAUGCAUGUCAUGUGUUGCGGCUGCGAGCUACCGCCAUUGGCAGUUCUACUGUGCGAGUGUGGUACAGAUUUCAAGACACAGUUCUGGACGACACAGUCGACCUUUACGUAUUUGAGCCAAUGAGUAUACUGAAUCCGCACGAAAACGAGGUAGUGCUCCCCGUGGGCUCUUCCCGUAACAUUAUUUUUGCUAACGGACCACAGCGAAUCUUUACAUUGGAGGCAGAGAUCGUGAAGGCCACGGCGUUCGAUAGAAAGAUCGUACAGGUGUCUGAAAUCCAGUUUAACACCCAGAACGCAAUCAGCGCUUUCACCGUGCUGUGCCGCGAGCUUGGAGAAACAAACUUUUCUUACCGUGUGCAUAACAGCCUGGCCAAGCCCAGCUUUUUCGCCUACCGAUCGGAGUUGACUAUUAAGGUUCACUGCGUUCCUCCGCGGUUUUUGAAGCUUUACGCCCGACAACAGCUCCGUGAAUCGUGUCCCCUGGAGCAGAGCUCCUCGCUGCUGUAUCUGAAGGACCGAGAAAACAAGUUCGAAAUCGAGAUAGAGGUUCAGGACGCGGCAAAUCGUAGACUCAUGAACAUCAGCUCUCUGUGGCUAGACUGGGAAUUCGGCGCAGGAGAAGAGCGUUAUCCUGACCAUAAAAUUUCCCACCGCCAAAUCGCUGAGUUGGAAGUCCUCCACGGUGUAAGUCUGCUCAGUCGUGACGUUCUCAUCUUAACGCUCAGUGAGGUGGCGCCCAACUUCCGCAUCAAAGGCACUGUUGCCAGUUAUAACGACAAGCUGCUAAGGCUGCAGGAUAUCCAAGCGGAGAAUCCCGCGUUCGGAGUGUAUAACUCCAAAACGGGAUCGGUGAACACUCCUCUAAUCGAGAACGAGGUCAGGUUCCACACCGUGAACAGCACCUUGCUGCCGAAGGACCACGUCAGUAUCUUUCUAGCUCCAGGCCACGUCGAACGCAUACCCAUCGUCCAGGGCAGCGGUUACUUGCAACUGAAAUUAUCUGAAUCGGGAAUCGUGCAGGUGGAGUUCAAUGAAAAGGCGCGCGUACUGGCCCUGACUCCCUUGCGUCUUGGCCACGUCCACCUUGAACUAAUCGACAGCUGCUUGACAACAGAACCGAGCCACCUGUCCAUUUCCGUGGUAGGCAUAGGGGCCAUCCAUGUUGCCAGCAUGGACCGACUGGAGCGCACGGCUCGCAUUGACGGGAUCGUUCGACUCGUAGACACCAACGAUAAUCUCCUGCUCAUCGACCACAACAGACUGGCUGAUUACGAUCUAUCUGAAGUUGUUUUCGACCAGAGUGUGCUGAGCGUUCGGUUGGGCGACCAAGAAAACCUGGGACCCGGCGAGAUCCGCUAUACUUUAGUAGGCAACAGCGUUGGGGAGACCAAGGUUGUCUUUCAGUCCGGCAAAGGGGCUCUGCAGGUGUCCAGCGAGCCGCUUAACGUUCAGGUUUUUGCACCGAUACGACUCUUUCCGCGCGACUCUACACUGGUUGUGGGCAGCAGCAUCCAGAUCUUCUACCAGGGCGGGCCGCAGCCCAACACCAACAUGGUCUACAUCGUGGAGAAGGAGCAAAUAGCAACCAUUAACUCGGCCAUUGUGACGGCCCACCGACUGGGAGCCAGCAGGAUUGUCGGAAAGUGUAUGCUAAGAAACCCAGUAACCGGAAAGGACGAGGUGGUCUCCCAGGACACUGUUGAACUCCGCGUGGUUGCUCUGAAAUUAGUCCAGAUCCGCACUCCGCUGGUGCGUAUCCGCAGCGGCGCCGUAAUGCCCGCCACACUCUGGGGCCUUCCCGAUCUGUCUCCUAUGGUGCUGGGAACGCUGAAGAAUACGAAAAUUUACUGGACUGUAAGCCAUCCGGAAAUAGUAGAGACAUUCAACGUCUUCACUGCAGCAGGAAUCGAGUACCAAAGUGAGGAUUUAAUAUCUAUUCGAGUACGCGCGUUAAGUCCUGGCAAGGUCACAAUCACGGCGACAAUGAGUUUGGCGGACGGGACCAAACUGCCGGCAGCUAGCGUGGAGCUUUUCGUUUUCAAGACAUUGGAUCUGGUCGCUCCAAAACCUAUCAAAAUGGAUUCCAUUUUGGCAGCGCCGAGAAGCACGCUUCAGCUGAAAUCGAAUAUGGAGGAUGCGGUCUUUAAGCUGGACGGCCAAAGCAGCGGCAUUGUCAGCGUAACGCGGGAUGGCGUUGUGCACACAAAGGACACCCUUGGUCGGGAUCUGAUUAUUGCCAAAACGGUGGAUCAAACGCUGCCCAUCGGUAUCGAAGUCAAAAAUGUUCAAUAUAUUUUGGUGACGCUUAUGCCUCACAUAAAGUUCAAGAAGGCUAUGCACUACAUUCCGCGAGGCAUGAAUUUCAUGUUUAAGGUAUCACUGCACGACAAUCUAGGCAACGAGUUCUCCUACAAUGUGGAGGAUAAUGGCAAUGGCUUGCGCUAUGAUCUUGCCACCAAGGAUGUGGUCGAUGCCCAGAUCGGCAAUAACCUGACAAUUGCUCUAAACCUGCAGCGGGAAACAAACAAUGUCCUUGCCAUUCGACUAAGGGAUCCGACUGGAGUAAAGUAUGCAGAGGACUAUAUCAAGCUGGCAGUGGUCGAGUCAGAGCAAAUAUACCCAACCAAGACCAUUUUCUCGGUGGGAGACAUAAUUUGCUUCGAUUCACCACUGACGUUUUCAUCGAUUUGGAGCAGUUCCCAUGAACAAAUUGUGACGAUUGAUAAACACUCAGGUAUUGCCCGCGUGCUAAGCCACCGACACAAGCUAGGCGAGAAAGUUAUCAUUACCAGCGGAGAAGAGGCCAAUCACGGGGGAUUCCUGAAAUACGACAUGGAAAUUCGUGAAUCUGACGCGAUCCUGUUUGCCAAGUCGUUUGAUAUAUUUAGCGGACCAGAGUACCGGGGACAGCUGGUUCUUCGUAACCAUAUACAGUCCGACAAAUACAGCAACUUGUUCGCCCAGAAUGCGUCCAAGUGCGCAAACCAACUGGAAAAGGUGCCCGUCGAUGUGUUUAAUUGCCGCCUUAUUGGCAAAGAAGUUCUUGGCCGCCAAUUACUGAAGCUUUAUAAAGUGGAGGCUGCGUUUGAUGUUGUCGCCGGUCAGUAUUCGUGUAAACUGAAGCUGCUUUCCUCAUUCACCGAGUUGUUGGCCAUUGUUAAGACAAACGAAGUCCGCCUGGAGAUAGAGGCGGCCAUGCCCAGUGGGAUUUCGGACACAAUGGCAUUAAAAUUAGUACCGGGUAUUAAAGUGACACCCGAAUCUUUGCGAGUAACCGACUUGAAGCCGCAAGAACUUCACAUCAGUGGUCUGGACAAGGCGCUACACAGGGUUCAGGUCAAACCAUCUGACUCGACAUACUUUGCUGUUGACUUUAUUGAGCAUGGACAUGGUAUAAGUAAAUACCGUUUACGAUUUUUCGAGGACUUUCCAUUGGAUCAACACUUUUAUGUAUUGGUCACAUCACCUGAGACGGAGCAGAGAAUCGAGGUGACCAUUGUUGGCAGCACUAUGUUGGCUCAAAAAUGUGCUGGACGUUCGUACGGCGGACCUUUGGUGUAUAGGAUAUUGGAGAACUUCGGUUUUAUUCUUACUACAACGGUGAUUGUUGUCACAUCAAUCUGGGUGUACAUGUCGUGCUUCCAAACGCAGGGCGUCACACAAGUCAACUCCGAGGUAUUUCAGACAAGCAAAUCGAAGGCGCAUGUUCAAAGAUUACCGCAUCACGAUGAUACAUUUAACAAGUCUCGUUCGCGUAGCUUUUCACCUAGUCACAAUUCGGAAUCUUCGACGGAGGCCUACAUAUACGGAUAUCCACGGUUAAACUCGCCAAACCGAUCAGGAAACUCGCCCCGUUUUAGCUAGUUUAUAUCCUUUUUAUUGUAACUAUUUUCAACGACAAACCCUGAGAGAGACACUAGAGAUUUAACAAUUAAUUACUUAUAGUUUAUGUAAAAAGUUGGUUGUACCCUUUUGUCGCAUUAGGAAUAGUUAUCAAUAUAUAUAGAUCAUAAGAGGACACGGUGUGUGUACUUAUAAGGAAGUUUAACAUUCAGCCAAAGGACUUGUAAUGCAUUUAUGAUUUAUUUCAAUAAAAAAUGAUAUUAAAUAAAAUUAAAAUGUUAAAACCUAAAAA
Drosophila kikkawai is the source of this 5925-nucleotide messenger RNA. RefSeq names its product nucleoporin 210 (gene Gp210). Gene Ontology annotation, cellular component: nuclear pore. The record is from RefSeq and is a predicted model, not a curated record. Lineage: Eukaryota; Metazoa; Arthropoda; Insecta; Diptera; Drosophilidae.